GCGCAUGCGCUCAAAACUACAGAUGCAGCAUAUGCGGACUAGAUGUUUUGGCAAAUAAUGGUUGUUGCAGACAACAAACGCGAGUCUAUGUUAUUUGCUCCUUUCUCUUGUGCACAUUUAACGUCACUGUUGCAACUCAGACAGUCUGUAAAUCAAAUGUAAUGUUUAUUCAACGUCAUAUGAAAGCAUUUUACUUCCCUAUGCAGAUAUGAUAUACAAAGGUGAUGAAAAGAAAAGUCACAAAAUUAUAAAUUAUACACUGUAGUAGUACAAAGUACACAGUGUAAAAUACAUAUCCGUUUUAUAAAUGAACAUCACUUUUCUUAAUAUUGGUUUCCAUACUUGAUCAGAUUCUCAUGUUGUCUUUUACGCAUCUUUUUUUUUUUUGCCCGACUGUACAGGUGCUGGUCAUAUAAUUAGAAUAUCGUGAAAAAUCCAGUAUCUCAAAAUAUUAGAACAUUUACAUUUGAGUUUCAUUAAAUGACCAUCCCUACAGUAUAAAAUCCGGGUAUCUUUUGUUUUUUGAAACCACACUAAUGGGGAAGACUGCUGACUUGGCAAUGGUCCAGGAGACAAUCAUUGACACCCUCCACAAAGAGAGUAAGUCACAGAAGGUCAUUACUGAAUGGGGUGGCUGUUUACAGAGUGAAAUAUCAAAGCAUAUUAAAUGCAAAGUUGACUGGAAGGAAGAAAUUGGGUAGGCAAAGGUGCACAAGCAACAGGGAUGACCGCAAGCUUGACAAUACUGUCAAGUAAAGCCGAUUCAAACACUUGGGAGAGCUUCACAAUGAGUAGAAUGAAGCCGGAGUCAGCGCAUCAAGAGUCACCACACUCAGACAUCUUCAGGAAAAGGACUACCAAGCCACUUCUGAACCAGAGACAAUGUCAGAAGCAUCUUACCUGGGCUAAGGAGAAAAAGAACUGGACAGUGAUCAGUGGUCGAAAGUCCUCUUUUCAGAUAAAUGUAAAUUUUGCAUUUCAUGUUGAAAUCAUGGUCCCAGAGUCUGAAGGAAGACUGGAGAGGCACAGAAUCCAAACUGCUUGAAGUCUAGUGUGAAGUUUCUGAAGUCAAUAAUGAUUUGGGGGGGGGGCGUGACGUCUGCUGGUGUUGGUCCAUUGUGUUUUAUCAAGUGCAAAGUCAAUGCAGCCAUCUUCCAGGAGAUUUUGAAGCACUUUAUGCUUCCAUCUGCUGACAAGCUUUAUGGAGAUGCUGAUUUCCUUUUCCAGCAGGACUUUAGCACCUGCCCACAGUGCAAAAACCACUUCCAAGUGGUUUGCUGACCAUGAUAUUACUGUGCUUUAUUGGCCAGCCAAUAUGCCUGACCUGAAUCUAUGGGAUAUUUUCAAGAGAAAGAUGAGAAACAGUUGAUCCAACAAUAUACAGAUGAUCUGAAGGCUCAAUAGUGCCUCAGCAGUGCCACAGGCUGAUCACUUCCAUGCCACACUUCACUGAUGCAGUAAUUUGUGCUAGGAGCAAGUCAUUUGCUGUAAUAUGUCCUGCCGAUCAAGUAUUGAGUGCACAAAAGAACAUACUUUAAAGAACUUUAACUUUUCUGUUUUGCAAAUCCAUUUUUUGAUUGAUUUUAGGAAAUAUUCUAAUAUUUUGAAAUACUGGAUUUUGGACUUUCAUGAGCUGUACGCUCUAAUCAUCAAAAUUUAAAAAAAAAAAACUUUUGAAAUGUUUUACUUUACAUGUAGGGAAUCUAGAAUAUAUGAAAGUUUCAUUUUUAAAAAUAAUUUAUAAUAAAAAAAUGAACUUUUUGAUGAUAUUCUAAUUAUAUGACCAGCACCUGUAUAUAAUAUUACACCAUUGUUCUGUUUAGGCUAUUUUACACUUUAAAUAUAGGUCUUCAUGUCUUGUAGUUGCCGUCAUAAAUAGUAUAAUAAUGAAUAGUUACUUUCAAAGCCUAUAAUAAGCAAAACAGAAUUUGUUAUGCAGAACCACAGCUUCAGUCACCAUUCACUUUCACUGUAUACUGAAGUCUCGUGAACCUGAGUUGACAGAUUUUUGUUUAUAAUUAAUUUUAUUUUCAGAAAAUUAGUCUUCGCCCAUCAAAAUGUGUGUGAAUUUUAUAAUCAUGUUUUUUCUGUUUUUUUUUUUUUUUUUUUUUUUUACCGUGAUUUGAAGUUAUAUCUCUUUUUUCAUGUUUGCUUUUUCGAACAGUGAACCGAAUCCUUUUGAAUCUGAACUGAGUCAGAGUCCCUUCAAGCAUGAGUGAUUUGUAGCCCCGCCCAAAUUCACAAGGAGCCGACCCAACAGGUCUCUCAGUUGAGUUGACAGGGAGAGCGCAGUUGCCAAGGUUAUAAUGUCUGAAGACCGGAUUUAAUCUUUAGGUUGAUAUGAAACCCCAUAUAUCUUCUAAAAAGUGAGAGGUGAAGUCUGGGAAGAGUGAAGAGCGACUUUCAACCAGUGCCGCAAAGCUGAUUUUUGUCAUUCAUCCAGAGUUUCACCAUGGCAAGCGGAGUUUUGGGCCGUCUUAGUACACUGACAUUGAGUAUACAGCAGCUGGGUCAGUUACCACACUUGUCGAACUGGUUGCCCCGUCUACCUUUGCCUAAAGCCACCGUACUCGCCUCUGAUGUGCCGAGCCUGUUUCGUGAGCCCUACAUCUUGUCGGGCUAUCGUCCGGUCCAUCAGGAAUGGCUGAGCUACUUCUGUAGUCUCUUUCAAUGUCACAAUGAGUCGCUCAAUGUGUGGACACACCUGCUGGCGAUCCCUGCUGUUCUACUCCACUUUUCUUUAUUCACAGUCACAUGGGGGCUGACGCUCAAUGUGGCGUCUUUGCCUCUGUUUUUGUACGUGUUGUCGUCACUUACCUACCUCAGUUUCAGCGUGGCCGCCCACCUGCUGCAGUCAAAGUCUGAGCUGGCCCAUUACUCUCUCUUCUUCGUAGACUAUGUUGGCGUAGCUGUUUACCAAUAUGGCUGUGCACUUGGCCACUAUUUUUACUGUUCUGAGCCAGUAUGGAGACAAAGCCUAGUGGGUGCUGUGUUUCUACCCGGUGCCGCGGUGCUAGCCUGGUUGUCCUGCGCCAGUUGCUGCUACGCCAAAUUCCGUUACCGCCGUCCAUACCCUCUCCGCCGCAAGAUCUGCCAGAUCAUUCCCACCAGCCUGGCGUACUUGCUCGACAUAAGCCCUGUAGCGCACCGCCUGGUCACCAGAUCUUGGGACGAGCCAGUGUUGGUGUUUCAUGCCCUGCAGGUGGUGUUUUUUGUGUUGUCGGCUCUGUUUUUCUCUUGCCCAGUUCCUGAGCGCUUCUUUCCAGGGAGAUGUGACAUUUUGGGUCACGGACAUCAGAUCUUCCACAUCUUCCUGGCCAUGUGUACUAUGUGCCAGCUGGAGGCAAUGUUUAGAGACUAUCUGGUGCAUCAGCAGUCUGUAGUAGGUGUGCAUGGAGAGCACUUCAUUCUACUGGCUGGAGGAUCGUUCUUCUUAUUGGUGUUGUGCAGCGUUCUGACUGCAGUUCUAAUGAGAGAAGCGGUGCAAAGACAGCUAAAGAGGAAAGACUGCAAACAAAUUUGAAAAGAUUUUACAAAACAGAUUUGCUUAGUUACACAGUACCACAAGGUAAUUAUUAAUAUAAAUGUCAAAAUGAAAUUAAUUUUAUUUUAGUGCAUUUAUUAUGAGAAUUGUGAUGGGAUGUCACUUUUCUUUUUUUCUUUUUAUUUUAUUUCAAAAGUCCCAUAAUCACAUAUUGAAAUCCCACAAUCUCAGAAAAAAACGGUAAGAAAGCUGUCACUGUUUGUACACUGUAGGCACAAAUAUGUAUCUUUAAAGGGAUAGUUCACCGAAAAAUGAAAAUUAUCCCAUGAUUUACUCACCCUUAAGUAUGGAGCCCCGCACAUGACAUGCAAGAAAAAAAAUUAAAUCGUGCGCACGACUUACUAAUUCAUUCCCUCAAUUUACUAAAUCGUGCGCAUGAUUUAACCUACUAUUUUUUUCCUGCAUGUCAUGUCCAGGGCUCCGUACUUAAGCCAUACUAGGUGUAUAUGACUGUCUUCUUUUUUUUUGUCUUUCUUUUUUUUUCAGAUGAACACAAUCGGAGAUAUAUUUAAAAAAUAUCCUUAGUCCUCCAAGGUUUAUAAGAGCAACCUUUGACCCAACGCAAUGACGAACGCGGAGGCGCAGAGAAGAGAGCAAAACAAAACACCGGUCCGGUCACAAAUUAGAAGUUUAAAAUGACAAAUUUUAAAGAGAAAUGUCGGAGGAUUUCGAUAUAAGAGAACAGGAGCUUGAGUUUGUUGUCCAAGCCCUAUUUGUUUAAAAAGCAAGAGGUUACGCUACUCCUACAUCCUGCGUCAUACAUCGCAUCAGUGGGCUGCUCAUUUGGCGCAAGUCGACUUGCGCAUUAUGUGUACGGUCGUCCGCUGUGUGCUAGUUAUUUGAAUUUAUAAAGUUUUAAAUAUGGAUAUUUUUCUUACACAAACGCAUCCCUUCGCUUCAAAAGGCCUUGAGUCGUAUGGAUUACUUUGAUUAUGGAUGGAUGCAUUUUUUUUUUUUUUUUUUUUAACGUUGCCCCCCAUUCUCAACCAUUAUAAACCUUGGAGGAUAAGGAUAUUUUUAAAUAUAUCACCGAUUGUGUUUGUCUGAAAGAAGAUAGUCAUAUACACCUAGGAUGGCAUAAGGGUGAGUAAAUCAUGGGAUAAUUUUCAUUUUUGGGUGAACUAUCCCUUUAAAGUACAUAUGCACCCUUUUUGGGGUAAAUAAGGUACAGAGGUGUAACUUUUUAAAGGGUACCGCUCCAGCGACAGCUUUUGUUUUAUCUGAAAUUGCAGAUAUCAGCCUCAGGGAGGCAUUUUACUUUUUAACUAUCAAAUACUUUUACAAAUCAUAUCAAACAUAAAUACUAAGUAGGGUUUUUCCCACAAAUUAAUUCACUGCUUAGGAUAAUCUACCACUUAGCCGGCAUUCCUCUGAGAUCCAGUGCUGGAUGGCUUUUACACAACUGGCCUAUUUACUUUAAAACUGGAGUCUGGGACAGGAGUUUUUCGAAAGCAAAAACAUUCAAAUUAAGGAGUAAAGCUGGAUUUGGUCCAAAUUAGAAUUGGAGUUGGAGGGGAGUGGGGGAUAAGGGGAACAAAGAGGCUACUUUUAUUUUGCACUCAGCAUAGUCAGGCAAUGUUGUUGUGGAGGAAUGGAUCAACUCUUGUUUGCUCACAAGUACAUUGAUACAGAACAUACAUACUCUCUUAAUAUAAUAGAAAUGCCAUCUACAGGCCAAAACAAAAAUGUCCUGCUUAAAGAGUUAGUUCACCCAAAAAUGAAAUUUCUGUCAUUAAUUACUCACCCUCAUGUCAUUUCAAACUUGUAAGACCUUAGUUCAUCUUGGAACACAAAUUAAGAUAUUUUUGAUGAAAUCCAAAAAGUAUUCUUGUUGCUUCAUAACAUUAAGGUUGAACCAUUGUAGUCACAUGGACUAUUUUAACAAUGUCUUUAACUACCUUUCUGGGCCUUGAAAGGUGCAAUGAUGUUGCUGCCAAUGUGUGGUUUUCGGAUUUCAUCAAAAAUAUCUUAAUCUGUGUUCCGAAGAUGAACGAAGGUCUUUACGGGUUUCGAACGACAUGAGGGUGAAUAAUUAAUGGCAGAAAUUUCAUUUUUGGGUGAACUAACCCUUUAAAUCAGGGUGUAAUGUUAUAUAUUCUGUAGUAUUAUCAGUAACGUUUUGUUUAGACCGCACAAAUAAAGUUCUGGUAUGUAUUUACUGUACUUUCUUCCUCGUCAUGUAUGAUGUGUAUUUAUUUUUCGCAUAUCAAAUCAUUUCUACCUCAGCGGGACAGAAAUUCAGUUUAACCCUGUUGUUUAAACGAAAAUGUGCCUUAGAUACUGCUUUGUACUUUUGAUUGUGCUUUGUAUUAUAAUAAAUGUUUACAUUUAUCCAAGUAUUCUAAUAAACCUUUGGUGAGUUUUGAUUUUAGUAAAGAAGUUGAAUGAGACUUUUUAUUUAUAAUUAAAAUUUUAACCAUGCUAUUUCAUUUAGCAAUUAUUUUAGUGUAUCAGAACAGUAGUUUUAAUACAGUAGUUUAAUACACGUAAUUAAAAUACAGUUUAUUAUACCUCCUUUGUCCAUUAGGAGGCAGCAGUGUUCCAUUUAAAAACUGAAAAAAGUUAAAAAUGUUUUAAUUAUUUAAAUGUCAUUCAAAACAGAACUAACCCUAUAUCUAUGAUAUCUUAUAAAAAAAAAAAAAAAAAGAAUGAUAUGGCUUGUACUUAAACAAACUAAGCUAAUUACAUGAACAAGUAAAAUGCAGGUGACGUGAAUUCUUUUGAGGGAUAUAGGGAGAUAUGGAUUUAGGCACUGGAGUGGCUGGAAUUCAGAAUGAGGAAGCGUGACUGUCAAAUCCCUGUGGGAUCAGUGUGUUGCUGCCAGUAAAGACGGGAUGAUGACAGGUGAUCUAGGAUCGUGUAACUGAGGAAAAAAGAAACUGAAUGAAGAGUGAUGGCUCCUGUUGAGGAGGGUCUGAUCACCUGGAUAUCAGGUUGUUCUUCCUCUCUUCAGAUUGGCAUUGUGUCAGCCCUCUUCAUCAUCAUUUAUGUCACGCUUUACAGCCUUUGUACAAGCUGUUUCAGUAUGUCUGACAGUGUAUCAUCCAGCCAUUUACACAGACAAAGGAAAACAAAUAUUCCAUCGGCAUCUCCACAAAACAAACUACCUGAGUCCCAAAGUGAUGAAUAUACGCCAGGUGCCAAGGAUCUAUCUGAUCAUAUAUACUCCCUCCUGGAGGCUGAAGUGAAUGAGGAAAAUCCUUAUGAGUGCAUUAGUGAGCUUUCAUUACAACCUCGAUCUGACAAAGCUGAAGGGGAGAAUGAGAGCCCUUCCACAGCAAUGACAAAGCCUGAUGAUACUCACUCUGUCUCUGCCCUCAACAAACCAGUAAACAAACAGCCUCUCACUUCACCUCACACCCAGAAUGAUCUACAUUUGACCGAAACAGUUGUUUAUGCUGCAGUGUGCUGGAAAAACAAAAGUCACAGGAACACAAAUCCUACAGAUACUGUGGUUGAAAUCAGUGAUAUUGAUUUCAAUAUCCCUGAUGUCCCUCCCAUUCCAGACAAACAUUUCUAGUAUGAUGAAAAGGCAAUGUUUGUAUUUAUUCUCAUUUUGCAAGUCUUAAAAACAAACUUGCAAUACAAAAAUAAUGUUCACGACAAAUAUAUAUAUUUUUAUUUAUUGCUUUUCAAAAAUAUUUAGAUUAAUAAAUAAAAAAAAUGUCUGUUUUAACAUCACUGCAACUUCACAUAAAACUGUUUAAAGGAAGCCAACCAUGUCUGGGUUAUUGUAGGUCAGCAUGAGUCACAUGAUACAAUGCCUCGAGCCAAUACCCAGACUGGAUUCAGAGACUGAAACCCAACAUGCUUGUGCUGUCCAGACCUAAAAUCCCCUUUGGAGGAUGAAGUCCGUCGGCCACGGCCGCCGACAGAAGAAAGCUUAUAAUCCCCAGACAUCAUUUACAUGAUGAACGUAUUCUUCCAAAUGUCUGUUUGCAAAUACACAAUGCUGAAUAUUUAGGAAAUAGACCGAAUGAUGUAGGUGAAAGGUGACGCACAUCAAGGGACUGCUUUGGAAACUGCUGUCUAACAUUUAACUUAAAAUGACUUAUCCUGGGGAUAUAUUUUUACCUAUUUUAAAUAUGGACAUAAGAUAAAUGUUGAUAUUUGUUAUAUAUUACUUUCAUGGGACUGUGUGUGUGUAGUGCAUAUAUAUAUAUAUAGCAUGGAGUACUUUUAUCAUGUAAAUUGAAAAUAAAAGCUAUAUAAAAGCUGA
Ctenopharyngodon idella (grass carp) is the source of this 7763-nucleotide messenger RNA. It is a transcript of the gene paqr8, whose product is annotated as progestin and adipoQ receptor family member VIII. Gene Ontology annotation, molecular function: steroid binding; nuclear steroid receptor activity. The record is from RefSeq and is a predicted model, not a curated record. The transcript has 5 exons. Gene Ontology annotation, biological process: response to steroid hormone. NCBI's taxonomy places the organism in Eukaryota, Metazoa, Chordata, Actinopteri, Cypriniformes, Xenocyprididae. The coding region runs from base 2453 to 3523 and encodes 356 amino acids. Gene Ontology annotation, cellular component: plasma membrane.